Messenger RNA from Sapajus apella (tufted capuchin), 5015 nucleotides. It is a transcript of the gene MSH4, whose product is annotated as mutS homolog 4. Lineage: Eukaryota; Metazoa; Chordata; Mammalia; Primates; Cebidae. Gene Ontology annotation, biological process: mismatch repair; reciprocal meiotic recombination. Bases 1354 to 4161 code for a protein of 935 amino acids. The transcript is spliced from 20 exons. Gene Ontology annotation, molecular function: ATP binding; ATP-dependent DNA damage sensor activity; mismatched DNA binding. The record is from RefSeq and is a predicted model, not a curated record. Gene Ontology annotation, cellular component: nucleus.
AAAUAAGGUAACACUAAUGGAUAAGAUGGUUACCACAGUGUUUUUUGCACUUGUCUUUUUCCAAAACUAAAAUGGGUAUAAUCACUCUUUAAGGGCUUACGGUUUUGUUGAAAAGUCUUAUUUUGUUUCCCAGGCUGAAGUGCAGUAGUGAAAUCACAGCUCACUACAACUUCCAACCCCUGGGCCCAAGCAAUCCUCCCACCUCAGUCUCCUGAGUACCAGGCAGUACAGGCAUCUGCCACCACGUCCACUGUGCCCAGCUGAUUUUUAAAUUUUUGGUACAGGCAAUUUCUUUCCCACUCUGGUCCAAGGUGAAAUGAUUCUCUGGCCUCAGCCUUUUGAAGUACUGGGAUUACAGACAGGAGCCACUGUGCCCCGUCUGAAAAUUUUUUUGAUGGAAAUUGAGAUUUUAAGUAGUUUGCAACACCUUGUGCAAUAGUCAUUCCAAGAACAGAGACAUUUUUAAGGACUUCUCACUGCUUGUGGGUGAACCAGGCUGUGCAUGACUGAGAAAAGACUUAACAGUGGCAGGAUUUCAGUAGUGGUGUAAAUGUCUUCUAAUAGCUUUUAUAUGGUGGUAUCCAGAAAUUUUUGUCAUGUUUAAUCCAUGCAUCUCUGAUAAAUUGGUAUUAUUGGUCAUAUUUAAGUAAUUUUCUGAAGGUCACUAUUGCAAAGCUGGAGUUUGAACUUCUAGUGUGCUAUUAACUGAUUUAUGUUUGAAAGUACAGCAUUAGAAAUGGUGGAUGGGGAACUAUCAACUGUCGGGGAGAUCUCACCCUGUCUUUCCCUGGUUCCUACUGGACUAUGCACAGCCAUGUGUGUACUGUCUUGUGAUAAUAUAACUGGAUAUUUCGUGUAUUUGGUCACAAGAUCAACCUUAGGUGGGUUAUGCUGCGAGCAUUACAUGUUCUCACUGUGUCAAAGGCACUGGGUGUACUGUGUUGGAUGGUUUCUACAUUUAAAGAUAAGCUAGUGUGCUUGGAGGUGUGGGAAGUGCAUGUAAUGUUUUACAAUAAGGGAGAUGGAGUGCUGUGAGAAUAAAGGGGGUAACAAUUUGGGUGGUAAUUGAUGGGCCUUACAGAAUUCUGUUCAGUCUGAUACCUGCAGGCUGAGGAGGUUCCUAUGAAGUUCAUAUGGAAAGUAAUGGGUUUGGGAAUGGCUGCGAGCAGGGUCGUAUACCUGAAGCACGUGAACCUAUGCGGAAAGCGGAGGCCUGCGUGCGCCUGCGCAGUGCAGCUUAGUGCGUCGGCGUGCAGUUCUCCCGCCCUUUUCAGCGACGCAGCUUCUGUAGUUGGGUUGCGGGAGCUGGCCCUCAGAAACCUAUACUUACUGGGUUAGGGAAAGUUUUGGAGGAUGCUGAGGCCUGAGGUCUCAUCAACCUCGCCUUCUGCCCCUGCGGUUUCCCUCUCAUCGGGAGAAACACGCUCACCUCAGGGUCCCCGCUACAAUUUCGGACUCCAGGAGACUCCUCAGAGCCGCCCUUCAGCCCAGGCCGUCUCUGCAUCCACCCCUCCCGGCACGUCGGGAGCCGCGGGCGACCGGAGCAGCAGCAGCAGCCUCCCCUGCCCUGCGCCAAGCUCCCGGCCAGCUCAAGGUUCACACUUUGGAAACAAAAGACCUUAUGUAGAAAACACACUUGCAUCAAAUUUUACUUUUGGCGCAAGCUCAUCUUCUGCACGAGAAACUAAUUAUCCUCAAACACUUAAAACUCCAUUGUCUACUGGAAAUCCUCAGAGAUCAGGUUAUAAAAGCUGGACACCACAAAUGGGAUAUUCAGCUUCAUCCUCAUCUGUGAUUUCUGCACACUCCCCAUCAGUUAUUGUAGCUGUUGUAGAAGGGAGAGGACUUGCCAGAGGUGAAAUAGGAAUGGCAAGUAUUGAUUUAAAAAACCCCCAAAUUAUACUAUCCCAGUUUGCAGACAACACAACAUAUGCAAAGGUGAUCACUAAACUCAAAAUUUUAUCACCUUUGGAAAUAAUAAUGUCAAAUACUGCUUGUGCUGUGGGGAAUUCCACCAAGUUGUUCACUCUGAUCACAGAAAAUUUCAAGAAUGUUAAUUUCACUACUAUCCAAAGGAAAUACUUCAAUGAAACAAAAGGACUAGAGUACAUUGAACAGUUAUGCAUAGCAGAAUUCAGCACAGUCCUAAUGGAGGUUCAGUCCAAGUAUUACUGCCUUGCAGCUGUUGCAGCUUUGUUAAAAUAUGUUGAGUUUAUUCAAAAUUCAGUUUAUGCACCAAAAUCGCUGAAGAUUUGUUUCCAGGGUAGUGAACAGACGGCCAUGAUAGAUUCAUCAUCAGCCCAAAACCUUGAAUUGUUAAUUAAUAAUCAAGACUGUAGGAAUAAUCACACUCUCUUUGGUGUUUUAAAUUAUACUAAGACUCCUGGAGGGAGUAGACGACUUCGUUCUAAUAUAUUAGAACCUCUAGUUGAUAUUGAAACCAUUAACAUGAGAUUAGAUUGUAUUGAAGAACUGCUUCAAGAUGAGGAACUAUUUUUUGGACUUCAAUCAGUUAUAUCAAGAUUCCUUGAUACAGAGCAGCUUCUUUCUGUUUUAGUCCAAAUUCCAAAGCAAGACACGGUCAAUGCUGCUGAAUCAAAGAUAACAAAUUUAAUAUACUUAAAACAUACCUUGGAACUUGUGGAUCCUUUAAAGAUUGCUAUGAAGAACUGUAACGCACCUUUAUUAAGAGCUUACUGUGGUUCCUUGGAAGACAAGAGAUUUGGAAUCAUACUUGAAAAGAUUAAAACAGUAAUUAAUGAUGAUGCAAGAUACAUGAAAGGAUGCCUGAACAUGAGGACUCAGAAGUGCUAUGCAGUGAGGUCUAACAUAAAUGAAUUUCUUGACAUAGCAAGAAGAACAUAUACAGAGAUUGUAGAUGACAUAGCAGGAAUGAUAUCACAGCUUGGAGAAAAAUAUAGUCUUCCUUUAAGGACAAGUUUUAGUUCUGCUCGAGGAUUUUUCAUCCAGAUGACUACAGAUUGUAUAGCCCUACCUAGUGAUCAACUUCCUUCAGAAUUUAUUAAGAUUUCUAAAGUGAAAAAUUCUUAUAGCUUUACAUCAGCGGAUUUAAUUAAAAUGAAUGAAAGAUGCCAAGAAUCUUUGAGAGAAAUCUAUCACAUGACUUAUAUGAUAGUGUGCAAACUGCUUAGUGAGAUUUAUGAACAUAUUCAUUGCUUAUACAAACUAUCUGACACUGUUUCAAUGCUGGAUAUGCUACUGUCAUUUGCUCAUGCCUGCACUCUUUCUGACUACGUUCGACCAGAGUUUACUGAUACUUUAGCAAUCAAACAGGGAUGGCAUCCUAUUCUUGAGAAAAUAACUGCAGAAAAACCUGUGGCCAACAAUACCUAUAUUACAGAAGGGAGUAAUUUUUUGAUCAUAACUGGACCAAACAUGAGUGGAAAAUCCACAUAUUUAAAACAGAUUGCUCUUUGUCAGAUUAUGGCCCAGAUUGGAUCAUAUGUUCCAGCAGAAUAUUCUUCCUUUAGAAUUGCUAAACAGAUUUUUACAAGAAUCAGUACUGAUGACGAUAUUGAAACAAAUUCAUCAACAUUUAUGAAAGAAAUGAAAGAGAUAGCAUAUAUUCUACAUAAUGCUAAUGACAAAUCGCUCAUAUUAAUUGAUGAACUUGGCAGAGGUACUAAUACAGAAGAAGGUAUUGGCAUUUGUUAUGCUGUUUGUGAAUAUCUACUGAGCUUAAAGGCAUUUACAUUGUUUGCUACACAUUUCCUGGAACUAUGCUAUAUUGAUACCCUGUAUCCUAAUGUAGAAAACAUGCAUUUUGAAGUUCAACAUGUACAGAAUACCUCAAGAAAUAAAGAAGCAAUUUUGUAUACCUACAAACUUUCUAAGGGACUCACAGAAGAGAAAAAUUAUGGAUUAAAAGCUGCAGAGGUGUCAUCACUUCCACCAUCAAUUGUCUUGGAUGCCAAGGAAAUCACAACUCAAAUCACAAGACAAAUUUUGCAAAACCAAAGGAGUACCCCUGAGAUGGAAAGACAGAGAGCUGUGUAUCAUCUAGCCACUAGGCUUGUUCAAACUGCUCGAAACUCUCAAUUGGAUCCAGACAGUUUACGAACAUAUUUAAGUAAUCUCAAGAAGAAGUACAAAGAAGAUUUUCCCAGGACUGAACAAGUUCCAGGAAAGACUGAAGAAUAGUAACAAUUUACAUCUUGUACUAAUGUAAUAAUAUAUCUUAAUUCAAGGAACCUAGAAUUUAUUUUUCUUCUCAGAGAUAAGAAAAUAAUAUUUGCUAAAUUUCAUAUUUUAAUUGAAAAUUACAUUAAUAUCACAAUUGUCAUCUAUAUUCUAUGUAUGAAAAAUAUUUAUUAUAACUUAAAUGAGAACUACUUGGAAUGGUUUUUAUGUUAGGAAAAAGUAUAAUAUACCACUUUUUUGUUGUAAAAAUUCAUGAUUAAGACCUAAGUUUAUUUAUUUAUACUUACAAGUUAUAGUUUAAAAUAUUAUUGUAAAUACCUUAGGUUAAUAAAUAACUUUCCCUUUAGGUCUGGAAACUUUUAUGAGCUUUUCUUUUACAUUCUAUUCUGAAGUAAUAAUGCCCUAUGACUCAACAGUUUAUUAAUUAGUACCCCACAUUCCAACACUGGAAGGUUCUGAAGUUCAUCAGAGUAAUUUUGGAAUCACUCUGCUAAGUGAGUAAUCUCAGCCUAAAGGCCUAACGUAGAUAAGUUAUUCUUUUCUUGGGCAACUAAGUGUCUGAAAUUCAAGGUAUACAUUUGAACCAUUUUCAGUAAGUUAGAGUAUUCACGGUAGUUUGACCCCCCAACAUUAUUCACAAACCACUUAGGGCCAUAUUUUAUUCUAUAAUAUUUAAUAUUAAUAUUUGUUGAUUUUAUUAAACUUUCAGCAUUCUAAGUAAAUAUUAGUAGCCAAGUAUAUUGAAAAAGUUAUAAUUUAAAUGAUACAUGUAUUAUUUUGGAAAAGUAAAUGUAAAUUUUUUGUUUGUUUUACAUUCAAUUCAACAUAUAUUAAAUGUCUUGUUAGAUUACUUA